Messenger RNA from Trichoderma gamsii, 891 nucleotides. RefSeq lists its product as hypothetical. NCBI's taxonomy places the organism in Eukaryota, Fungi, Ascomycota, Sordariomycetes, Hypocreales, Hypocreaceae. The transcript has 2 exons. Bases 1 to 891 code for a protein of 296 amino acids. The record is from RefSeq and is a predicted model, not a curated record.
AUGGCAACCGAUACCGAGACGCUCUCUCUUCCGACCACGACGGCCCCUACAGAGGUCGCUGGGUCAUCAUGCCUGCCUCAAGAUGAACAUCAGUGCCGGGGACUCAAAAGAGAAUGGAGCGCCGACGAGUGGGACACGAGCAUCACGCCCAACUUUCACUUCUCCCUAGGCGGACCGAGCAACACCGCGACGAGCCCACAGCACCAGACACAAUCGCCUCAACAACAGCAGGAUCAGGGAGGCGAUGCCACGGUGACGGGCAAGUACGUCGCUCAGCUUAACCUUAACCCUGACGAUUGCGAAAGGCCCUUGAAGCGGAGGCCGAGCUCCGAUUACUGGCUAACAUCCAAUCUGUUAUCCUCCUACAGGAGCGUGGAGGAAUCGUGUAAGCGUGCGCUAGAACACUUUCCGUGUCCGAGCAUCUCCUUCGCCAUGCCUACUCUCGAGUUUGACUUUCGCAUCGCUGUCGCACUCAACCCGGAGCCCUCCCGAAUUGAGAACCGUGUCCAAAAGGAGAUCACCACCAUCAAGGGCGGCAGAUGGUCCGGAUCGUUUGGCAAUGGUCGAGUCAUGGCAGGCGGAUACGAUCUUGGCCAGGCACGCGGUUUUCGCCCGAUUCGCAUUGUUGAGGGCGCUUUUGUCUUGCAAACCACCGACCAGCCUCCGGCUAUGCUGGAAAUGCGAACGAGAGGUUCUUUAUCGGGCCCAUGUGACAUCCUUGAUACUCUUCUUAGCGCAAAGGAGUCCAAGGACAACAUCGACCCCCGUCAAUACGGCUUUCGGACUUUUGCCACUGUCAAGACCGCAGACAAACGCUACGCCGAGUUUGUCAACUGCGGACUCUGGGUUGCAAGUGGUGUGUGGCGAGGUGAAGAGCUGAUUAUCGAGUGA